CAAAUCAGACACAUUUCAUGCAUGUUUUCGAGGCACACACACACGCAUACACACACACUGGUGAGUAAUCUGAGUGUCAACAAAGACAGCGAGAUAAACGUAACCACUGACAAGCAGAUUACUCUCCGUCCGAUCUGUGGAUUAGUUCCUUGUGCAUGAUGCUAGGCGAGAUGGAGAGGUUGAGCACCUCAUUUCUGCAACAGAAGGCUCUUAUUCUGCAACACUUAUAAAUCACAGAUAAGAUAUUGGUCUAAACAGCCUCUCCUUCUUUCUCUGCCCUUAUAACCCCAGUCAUGAAUAAGUUGUUUAAAUAUUUUGUGGAUUAAAUAACUGUUUUGCUCAUAUAGCAGGAAAAAAAAAUUAAGUGAAACCAAGAUACUUAGAAAAACUUUUAAUGGAUAACUCAAGUGGACAAGCAGGCAUCGAGGUUUGCCCACCGAAUGGAGACACCAGGGCUCAUGGCAGGUUCUCCUUCUCUACUUGGCGUUCCUCAUCUCUGUCCUCUGCACAAGGAGCUGGACCUGGAGGUGGAGGGGAUCUGAGUCGGAGACUACUGAGUCUUGUUCGUAGUUACCAGGAGAGAGCUGCUUCUACAGCCGACGUUAACUCCAAACCCACUGAAGUGACUGUCGUGGGUGACGAGAUGACCAUGACUGUCCUGCCUGCAGGGACCCCGUUGCCUGAUAAUAUGGAGGAGUGUGAAUCCAGUGACCAGUCCACUUACCUCCAGAAGCAGCUGAGCUCCAUGUUACAACCCGGAGUCAACAAGCAUUCCUUGCGCAUGUUUGGUAGCACCCAAGGAGUCGCAGCCGAGCAGCAGAGAGUCCGUUCUUUUGGAGUCUGGAUUAUACAUCCAUACAGUGACUUUAGGUUCUACUGGGACUUGGUGAUGCUCUUUUUGAUGAUGAGCAAUCUGGUCAUCCUGCCAUGGUGCAUCACUUUCUUUGAGGAUCAAAACACAUUGCCAUGGAUUAUGUUCAACAUGGCCUCAGAUACGCUGUUUCUGACUGACCUAGUCCUCAACUUCCGCACAGGACUCCUAGAGGAUGAUAACUCUAAUAUUAUUCUAGACCCAAAGGUGAUUCGACGGAGAUACCUGCAGGGCUGGUUCCUUGUGGAUUUCAUCUCUUCCAUCCCGGUGGAUUAUAUUUUCCUUGCUGUGGACCUGGAGGCUCGGCUUGAGUCGGCAGAAGUGUAUCGCACUGCUAGAGCAUUGAGAAUUGUCCGUUUCACUAAGAUCCUCAGUCUGCUUAGGCUGCUCCGACUAUCCAGACUUAUCCGCUACAUUCACCAGUGGGAAGAGAUCUUUCACAUGACAUAUGACCUGGCAAGUGCCGUGAUUCGAAUAGUCAACUUGAUUGGGAUGAUGCUUUUACUGUGUCACUGGGAUGGCUGUCUUCAGUUCAUGGUGCCCAUGCUUCAGGAUUUCCCCCAGGACUGCUGGGUUUCCAAAAUCAACAUGGUGAAUGCCACUUGGGAGGAGCAGUACUCAUAUGCUCUCUUCAUGGCCAUGAGCCAUAUGCUGUGUAUUGGAUAUGGUGCCCAAGCUCCUGAGAGAAUGACUGAUGUCUGGCUCACCAUGCUGAGCAUGAUUGUAGGUGCUACUUGUUAUGCCAUGUUCCUGGGACAUGCGACAACCCUGGUGCAGUCAUUGGAUGCCUCCCAUCGCCAGUACCAGGAAAAGUAUAAGCAAGUGGAGCAAUACAUGUCAUUCCAUAAGUUGCCUGCUGAAUUGCGACAAAGAAUCCAUGACUAUUAUGAGCACCGUUUCCAGGGGAAGAUGUUUGACGAGGAUAGCAUUCUGGGAGAACUCAGUGACCCACUUAAAGAGGAUAUUGUGAGCUACAAUUGUCGUGAACUGGUAGCAAACAUGCCACUUUUUGGCAACGGUGAUCCACACUUUGUCACUGUGCUCCUGACUAAGCUGAGGUUCGAGGUCUUCUUGCCAGGUGAUAUCAUUAUACGCGAGGGUACACUGGGCCGCAAAAUGUACUUCAUCCAGCAUGGCUGUGUCACGGUCCUUCCCCAUAACAAGAAAGAAAAGAAGCUCAGUGAUGGCUCCUACUUUGGAGGCGAGUAAUUGCUUUCACUUGUUUCUCUUACAAUCAUAUCGUUCUUUGUAGCUCCUCCAAAGUUUACAUUUUGAACUCUCCUUCUGUCCAUUUUGUCCUCAGAGAUUUGUUUGCUGACCAGCGGGCGUCGUACCGCUACAGUGCAAGCCGAAACAUACUGCAGACUCUAUUCUCUCAGUGUGGACAGCUUUAAUGAGGUGUUGGAAGAGCACCCCAUCAUGAGAAGGGCCUUUGAGAGGGCCGCCAUAGACCACCUUGAACAAGUAGACAACAACACUGCAUAUAACGACACGCCUUCAGGAGCAGACACAAAGGAACACACCACCAAGAAAAAAGACAGUGAUAUCUGAUGAUAUCUUUUUAAUUAUUUCGUUUUGUCAUACACCAUGUUGACUGUCAUUACCAUCACUGGACACCGGGAUA
Tachysurus fulvidraco (yellow catfish) is the source of this 2495-nucleotide messenger RNA. It is a transcript of the gene hcn3, whose product is annotated as hyperpolarization activated cyclic nucleotide-gated potassium channel 3. Gene Ontology annotation, cellular component: membrane. Bases 395 to 2080 code for a protein of 561 amino acids. The transcript is spliced from 6 exons. The record is from RefSeq and is a predicted model, not a curated record. Lineage: Eukaryota; Metazoa; Chordata; Actinopteri; Siluriformes; Bagridae. Gene Ontology annotation, molecular function: voltage-gated potassium channel activity. Gene Ontology annotation, biological process: potassium ion transport; transmembrane transport.